Messenger RNA from Onychostoma macrolepis, 5896 nucleotides. It is a transcript of the gene tmem266, whose product is annotated as transmembrane protein 266. The record is from RefSeq and is a predicted model, not a curated record. Bases 801 to 2348 code for a protein of 515 amino acids. Lineage: Eukaryota; Metazoa; Chordata; Actinopteri; Cypriniformes; Cyprinidae. The transcript has 11 exons. Gene Ontology annotation, cellular component: plasma membrane. Gene Ontology annotation, molecular function: voltage-gated channel activity.
AUGACUGAUGCGUGUUUGCAGCACGCAGUAGUAAUUGUGAGGGAAUGAGGCGCGCGUAACGCGAGAAUAUUCGCACCUCCGCGGGCAGUAAGGUGUUUUGAUGGAUGCGAGGUUAUCCCGAAGAACAUUUGCCAUCUCUCGGACAGAAAGCCAAUAGAAAAGCGUUUUCUCUACGUAAUGAAUCCCCUCCUCCUCCUCCUCCUCCUCCACCUCCUCCUCCGACAUAACGGAGCGAUGCUGGCGUUCAUGCUUCAAUCGAAACGCGUCUAAUCGUAACGCGGCUUCGGCACGAUGGAGACGGAGUCCCUGGCGUGAUUUGAAGGGGGAAGCCCUCAGCACAACACGAUAGAUAUACGAUGCCUUUCUCUGGACGUUUGGACUCCUAAUAUCAUCUCGCUGAGCGAUGAUGCUCGCGUUACGGCUCGCAUUUGCUCAUCGUCCGCUUUAUUCGCGAAAGAAGCAGCAGAACGGAUGCUUGACCACUGCGAAACUGCCUUCACGCUUCAAGCCUCUUCUGAUCAUCGGCAAGGGACACAUUAUCAUAACCACGAGGGCCAGGGAGACACGACUAAAGUUUCAACGAUGUAAAUCGAGGUCUGGUAUGAGUGAAGUCGCCUCCGUCUAGCACAAAACUAGAGCUCACGUUUGAGAGAGUCGAAAGAGGACGUCCGUUCAGCGUUUGCUGCGCACCACACCAUGAGCCAGCCACAUGUGUCCCAUGUGUCCCCAGGCCCCCUCAGCAGGCGGCAGCGCCGGAUCUGGAGGUGAUCUCCCAGCAGGUGGAGGAUGAAGGCCAGUGCAUGGCUCCAGUGCAGCUGGUCAGCUUCGCCUACAGGGACCUUCCUCUAGCUGCCCUGGACCUCUCGUUGGCCGGAUCCCAGCUACUUUCCAAUCUGGAUGAAGAGGACAACCAAGAGGGGUCUAACUGGCUGAAGCCGUGCUGCGGGAGGAGAGCAGCGCUAUGGCAGGUGUGUUUGCUGAGUGCCGGCUUCAACUGUUUCCUGGUGGCCUGUGUCGUCUUGGUGGUGCUCUUACUGACUGUGGAACUGCUCAUUGAUACUAAGCUCCUACAAUUUAAUAAUGCAUUCCAGUUCGCCUGUAUCAUCCACUGGAUCAGCCUGGUCAUCCUGUCCGUGUUCUUCACUGAGACUGUCUUUAGGAUUGUGGUGCUCGGGAUUUGGGAUUAUAUAGAGAACAAAGUUGAGGUAUUUGACGGUGCUGUGAUUGUACUCUCUCUGGCCCCAAUGGUGGCCUCCACGGUGGCUAACGGCCCCAGCAGCCCCUGGGACGCCAUCAGCCUCAUCAUCACCCUCCGCAUCUGGAGAGUCAAGAGAAUCAUUGACGCGUACGUGCUGCAGGUGAAGGUGGAGAUGGAGCUGGAGAUCCAGCAGUAUGAGAAGACCAAAGCUGUGAGGGAGGAACAGCUGGAGAGACUCACACAGAUCUGUCAGGAACAGGCCUUUGAGAUCAGGCAGUUGAGGGCUCACCUGGCGCAGCAGGAUUUGGAUCUGGCCGCUGAGCGCGAGGCUGCCAUGCAGAUCCACCAUGUGUGGGGCAAACAGAGCAGCAGCUUCCAGGAAAUAGACGGCCUGGGACCCGCUGGAUCUGACAAUACCAGAGAGCCCAGACCUCCUCCAGAGAGCGUCGUUCAGGAUGAUAUGAAUAACUACAUCAGUCAGUAUUACAGUGAGCCAAGUAGCGACAUCGGGGUGCCCGACCCUGCUGCACGUGUCAUAACCACAGCAGCCAUCGAUGUCCACCUUCCUACCAACCCCAACCAGUUGCCACCGUCCCUCGUCAGUGCUGACGGCCCAGGCAGUGGCCAGCAGCGCACGGGCAGCUCUGUAAGUGAAGCAUCCAGCACGACCAUGUCCCGGUCCAGCUGCAGCUUCACAGCCCGGCAGCACAGCGUCAGCAGCCACACGCUGGGCUCCACAACUGACUGCAGCUCUACCGUACGGGAGGCCUCCACCUCCGACUACAGCGGCCAACGCUGCUGCCCUCCUCCAUACUGCAGCCCUUUGACCCUCGGCACACAACCGGGUGUCCACGACCCCAGCGCGGUGGUCAAAGAGCUGCUCUCUUCCCUGUCUGAGGACUCCUGCCUGGCGCAAAAAGGCAGGGUGGACCCGGUCAACCUUAAAUUGCCCAGUCCGGCAGGGUCAGUGAAGGCCAGUCCGGAACUGGAGCACAGGGUGAACAUAUACAACAAGAGAAACCAGGAAAGUCUGGGCGUAUUCCAGACCAAGCCACUAAUUCACCUGCAGGGGACCGAGCCAUCUCUGGAAGAGAAGUACAGGCUUAUGGAGCCGGCAGAUACUCCACUGAGCCAUAUACCGGACACAUAGAGCAUGAAGUUUAGGACGGUGACCAACAACACCAGCUGAAGCAGCCUCUCUCUUGGCCUCUCUCUCUCUCUAUAUCGCUUACUCACUGGCUGUGUCGGAAACAUGAAAAAUCAUGCCUUCACUGACAGUAUCCUGAGGUAGGAAGGCAUCAAGGCAUAUCCAAGUCUAAUGUUUGUGGAACAUCCUCUACUGAAAGAGUGUGACUAGCCAAGUAGUUUCAGAGGCAGUGUAAAUGGCUUCUGGUAAGCCACCUUCCUGCAGAGUUCAGGUCCAGAUCUGCUCCAACACACCUUCCCGUAGUUUUCAAGUAAUCCAGAACACCUUGGUUGGUUGGUUCAGGUGUGCUUGAUCAGGGUUGGAGCUAAAUUCUAUGUGAAGGUAACUCUCCAAGAGCAGGGUUAGCUACCCCUGCUUCUUCUUGCAAGAUUAAUAGGAAUUGCCUUGUCACAAAUGAUACAAAAAUAAAGGCUGGAAUACAAUACGUGCCUUUUAAAAUCUGAACAGUAAGUAUCAUACACUUGUUAACUUUGUAAAUGGUUACAGAAAAAAACACAGAAAGGAUCACACACUACCAGACUUUCAUAGAACUCAUGCCUUGUUGAUAGAAAAUGAAAACCGUAUUUGUUCUAAAAUCGGCUCAAACUAUUAAACAAGUCGGAUACCUUCUAACUGGAUGGAAUCAUAGUCUGAAGCUAAAAAUCCAUGCCUGUCAAGAAAAGCGAUUUUCUGUGAAAUUGGUCAACUCCAAAUGACCAAAAUCUGCAGACUUGUUCUGACUGUUGGUAACUAGAGAGCCACAAUACUACAGAGUUCAACUCCAACCCUAAUCAAAGACACCUGAGGAAGCUAAUCAAGGUCUAAGGGUUACUAGAAAGCUACAGGCAGGUGAGUUUUUAAUCAAGGCUGGAGCAAAACUCUGCUGGGAUGCAGGUCUCCAGGACUGACGUUGGCCACCCCUGUUCUAGGCAAAAGUCAUAAAGUUGUAUUCCAGCCUUAAGUUUCUGUCAGACUCUGCAGGAAGGUGGCUCCAAACGAGCUGGAUUGGACAACCCAUUAACCAUCUCAGGCCAUGUCCACACGUACACGGGUAUUUUUAUAAACUGAGUUUUUCCUUCUUCCUUUUUUCAAAAAAAUCUCCGUCCAUAUGAAAACGCAAACGCAUGCUAUGAAAUACUGUCAAGAGCAUGCCAAACCACCAGGUGGUGAUAUAAUCUCAACCGUAAAGCCAUGUUCGCCAUUCAGAAGCCUGAAAAAGUUUCCAGUAGGUAGAGAUAACAGUGCAUGCUCCGACGUCACAAGCCAAAAUCUCUGUCUACAGAACACUGCAAAUGGAGUUUUUGAAAAUCUUCACCCUGGCAGGAGUUUUCAAAAAUGUUCGGUUUCAGUGACCUGGUGCAGCAUUUGCGCGAGGACGAACGGUCAAACCGCAUAGAAAAAGCUGCGGUUUUGAAAACAACCACGUUCAUGUGGACAGGGCCUCAGAUGGCCAUUGUGCUUUUUACACCAGUGUUUCUUCAACCCUGUUCUUGAAAGUACAUCAAAGGCAUUUUUGCCUUUUUAUUAGGAUAGGACACCAUGUAAGACAGGAAGCAAAGUGGGAGAGAGAACGGGGCGGGAUCGGGAAAGGUCUGCGUGCUGGGACUCAAACUCGGGACACCAGGGGCCUCAUUUAUAAAGCGUGCAUACGGUCAGAUUUGAUCUUAGAGUGUGCGUACGCUUAAAUCCAUGCCAACGCACAUAUUUGUAAAAACUGGCUUUGACGUGGAAAAGUGCUUAGCGUCACGUCAGGGUCUGAGCAGAUGUACACACUUUUUCUUGUUCGAGUACUGCAAGUUUUUUUAAAUGUAAGCUGUUCUUGCAGCUCGCUAUUCUAAAUUAAAUAAUUUACAUGUUAAUGACAUUAAUUAGGAGUCGUUUCCAAGACAGAGCUGAAACCAUUCAUUUGCGCACAAAGUUCAAUAUCAUUUGCGAUUCGUUGGCUUAGUUCACACUGCAGGUCUUAAUACUCAGAUCGGAUUUUUUGCGCUGUUGUUCACAUUGUCAUUUAAAUGCGACUGCCAUCAAUCUCAUGUGUGAACCGUAUACGGCCCUGAAGUGACAGACGCAGCGCACUGUGUUUGCGGAAAUAAAAAUGGAUGCUGCUCGUGUUAAGCAAUUUUUAAGUUAAUGUGCAAUUGGAGCCUAAAUAACGAAGUGAUAAGAAGAAGAAGAAUAUUAAGAAGAAGGAGAAGCACGAUUUCCUCCAGCGUAGAAUUGUGGCGUCUGUCGCAUUUCAAUGACGUAAAAAUCACAUGAAAUGCGACAUGGCCGUUCAGACAGAAGUCGCAUUGCAAAACAUCGGAUAUGUAUCCGAUUUAGGACCACAUAUGAAAGUGGCCUGGGCCUGAUUUGAAAAAAAUCGGAUUUGUACUGUUCAGACUGUCAUAAGAAAAUCAGAUAUGGGUCACAUUUGGGCAAAAAGUCGGAUUUGGGCCACUUCAGCCUGCAGUGUGAAGCUAUUUCACAUCUGAAAGAGAUGCGUACGCAUAUUCAAGAAAUGAUCGCAAGAUCAAUUUUAGGAUGGUUUCUGUGCAACAUUUUAUAACUGAGACCCCAAGCACAGAUUUGAGGAGCCCUGCCUUAAGGUUUACCUUCAUCCAAAAACUUUGAGUGAUUGGGCAGCAGUUUCUUUGUUUCGGACACAGCCAAUCUGUCUUUCUCUUUCUGUGUCAAACAGCACUAUGAUACUCUCUCCCAGGUUCCAUGUUCUCAGAAAGGGGCACAGGAAGUGACAUGAGGAUAAUGCUCUCUGCUACCCGCCUCAUGCAACGUUCCUCCUUACAGAUGCACAUUUCUCUCUCUCUCUCUCCAACUCUGCAAGAGCACUUGAACUGUGUCACUCCUGCCAAAAUUGCACAACCUUCCAAGGAGUCAGGGAGAGGUACUUUGGGAGCCAUCAUUGGAAGAUCCUUCAGGAAUUUCAGUGUGUCUGUUGGGCGAGUGGUGUAUGAAACCAGCAAAAACACACUCUUUUAGACGGUAGACCAAUAUUGGAGUGUGGCUGGAAGACUUAUCAUGUGUUCUCAUUCAGGGUGGCGUGGGAGGGAGUUUUUAUUUGUCGAUUUGUUUAUUUGUACGAAAUGUAACUGACACACAAUGUACAGUCCUUUUCCCCCAAUGCUGCAGGGUUACAUUUGAUCCGUGUUCAAAUGUCAAGCUGUGUGACUCAGCCAAAUUUCUUACCUUUGCCUUUCUUACAUUACUGAUGCUGAUGUUUGUAUUCAAAUUCUAUGCGAGAAAAAAAGUGCUAAACUCAAGUAUUUUUAAAACACGGAGAGCAAACGAUAGGCGAACAUUUCAGGUAUACAGUAUUAGAAGAUUUUUAUGAGAAAUUAUGGUUAGAAUGUUGUCAUAACCCUAAACCUUAACCCCCACCCCAAUAGCAUGAGCCUUCGAAAAGAUCUAUCUGCUUUCUGACUAAGGCAAAUUAAUCCUGUGUUAUCGACAAGGGAUUUUAUAAACUGAUAAUGGGAGAGAUUGUCAAGCAAUUAAAAGUUGGUAAAUUCAAA